Molecule: messenger RNA, 2038 nt
Organism: Gadus macrocephalus (Pacific cod)
Lineage: Eukaryota; Metazoa; Chordata; Actinopteri; Gadiformes; Gadidae
Gene: auh
Product: AU RNA binding protein/enoyl-CoA hydratase
Exons: 10
Coding region: 65-1033 (322 amino acids)
Biological process (GO): fatty acid beta-oxidation
Cellular component (GO): mitochondrion
Molecular function (GO): enoyl-CoA hydratase activity
Source: RefSeq, a predicted model, not a curated record
CACGUGACCAAAUAAGCGUCACUCGGUUCAAAGUUGAAAGUCAAAACUGCACUGCAUUGACAGUAUGGCGGUGCUCGGGGGGAACAGAAUGGUCCUGCAAGCAUUACGCUUUCAAACGGGGGAUUUAAGAUAUUUUCGUAGAGCAGGGGCUUACGCAAACUCAUUUCAUGUUGCUGUUCCGGCUAAUGCAUCGGUCGGCCGGGGAUCCACACGUCAGUACAGCGCCGAAGCAAAAGAUGAGCUGCGUGUUAAAUAUUUAGAUGGAGACGAUUCAGGUAUUGUUGUUUUUGGAAUCAACAGACCGAAAUCCAAAAAUGCUAUUAGUAGAAACCUCGUGAAACUGUUGUCCGAGGCUGUGGAUGAUGUUAAAAAGAAUAAUAAAGUGCGAAGUGUCAUCAUAUGCAGUUUAGUCCCUGGAAUAUUCUGUGCAGGUGCAGACCUCAAAGAAAGGGCAAAAAUGCAUCAAAGUGAAGUCGGGCCGUUUGUGUCCAAGGCAAGAGCACUGAUAACAGAACUUGGCAAUCUGCCAAUGCCAACCAUUGCGGCAAUCGAUGGAGCUGCAUUGGGCGGGGGUUUGGAGAUGGCUCUGUCUUGUGACAUCAGAGUUUCAUCUAAUAAUGCAAAAAUGGGUCUAGUGGAGGCCAAACUUGCCAUCAUUCCUGGCGCAGGUGGUACGCAGCGUCUGCCCAGGUGCAUCGGCGUGUCCCUCGCCAAGGAGCUCAUCUUCGCGGCCCGCGUGGUGGACGGGCUGGAGGCCUGCCGCCUGGGCCUGGUCAACCACUCUGUGGAGCAGAACCCCAGUGGGGACUCGGCCUACCUGCGGGCCCUCGCGCUGGCCCGGGAGUUCAACCCUCAGGGGCCGAUUGCAAUAAGAAUGGCAAAGUUGGCCAUUAACCAGGGAAUAGAGGUGGAUUUAUCUACAGGACUGGCCAUUGAAGAGGCAUGCUAUUCCCAGGUGAUCCCAACAAAAGACAGACUGGAAGGUCUGGCUGCCUUCAGGGAGAAGCGAAUUCCCAACUUCAAGGGGGAAUAAACCCGACAUAGCCUUCAACACUGUCCAACCGUCCCUCGACUGCUUCUGUGAUGGUUUAUAGACACAUGUUCAGUGCAGUCUACUAAUGCAAAUGUGAAUACGAUUAUCAAGUUUGUUCUGAAUCAACGAUCUAGGGAGUACCCUUAACAAGCCUCAGGCUGGGGGUUUGACAUGCAUAUUUUUUAUUAAACUUAUUGUGGGAACCACAGUAACGGUUGCUGAAAAUCAAUAUGGUGAUCAAUCAUCUGGUGAUAUGUUGCAUAAAUAAUGAAGACUACACGCAGCCAAAUUGGGGCAAAUUAAAUAUUUGGAAACCUCUAUUAGAUACAGUUUAUGAUGAUAUUCUUUCCAAUUGCAUCGGACACGUAUAUAGCCAAGUGUGAAAUCAGUUAACAUAUUCAGUAGAACUAGAAGUCUAAUCUUUUUCUUCAUAUUUAAUUUGGGUUUCCAAAAAAACUCUUCAACUAAUAAUUCAUGAAUGUAAUGCACCAUCAGUUAGAAAAUUUACCAACGACCGUUAGUAAAUAAAGACAUCAUCUAUAUGAAAUAGUAUUGCUGCCCCAUUUGUCUCAGCAUUUUUUACUAAAAUUUGAACUCAUUUGAAACAAAUUUAGAUAUCAUACAUGCCAUGUAAUUCCAGGCAAUCAGAUCAGUUUGAGGGGCCCCAUUUGACCACUGCUUGUUUACCAUCUUGAGGUCACACGUGUCCGAACGGCUGGCAGGAGGUAACUGAUGGACUGCAUAAAAUGAUAGGUGCGAGUCAUCUGUCAAUCUCUGUGGACACACCGAUGUGUGAUGCCACAAUAGGACAGUUUGGAACCUCUUGCAUUGCUACUGGACAUGACACCUGGUGGUAAAAUGGGGCCCACUUCGAAGUCAACGCUCACGUUAUGGCUGAUACAGUAAACGGCAUGUACCUGUAUUCUGCAUCCUACCCAAUAACCAAAAUCAUAUGGGUGACUUUGUUAUUUCCAAUAAUGUAUAUUAAAUAUAUUAGAAUGUAAA